Molecule: messenger RNA, 486 nt
Organism: Strongylus vulgaris
Lineage: Eukaryota; Metazoa; Nematoda; Chromadorea; Rhabditida; Strongylidae
Source: the annotation of a GenBank genome assembly
AUGCGGUCGCGUCGCGAUUGCCUUUCAGUGAAUCCCCGCCAAGCGGUCACAUCCUUCAUCUCAGCUGCAACAGGUUUAGCCGCAGUUACAGUUGGUACGAUCUACAUGUAUCGGUUGCCAGAGACUGCUUCAAAAGCCAAGAAACUAAUUAUUAUCCUCAUCAUAUAUGGUGUACUACAGGUUUUAUUAGCUACCGCAUUUUUUGUCACAUGUAUGCAAACGUCAAUUGCUGUCUCCAAAGGAGUAAAGGAUGCGUUUCAAAUUGUGGUUGGUUUAAUGGUCGCAUUGGUUUAUGUUGCAAUAUCGCUAGUAUCAAUGGUUGUUGGAAUAUAUGGUUUUUACAAAACGCUGGCAAUACUUAGCUAUGUGGAAUAUCUGGAUACCACAUCACUACUGUACUGUCCACAAGUCGUCUUCUAUACGUCACUCAUUGUUUUCGUCUUACACAUCAUUCUAAUAAUCAGUAAAUGUUGUUGUUGUAAAUAA